AUGACUCAUUCUACCAAGCGCACACCCCGCACCCAAGUCAGCAACCACCUCGAGCUCGUCGCCUCUCUCUCUUUUCUCCUUCCUUCUCCUCGUCGACGCGCUCUGCACUUCUCGCACCACUUAAUCUUGCCGACAUCGCCCCCCUUUUCAGGAGGAUACGAACGGUGGCCUUUGUGGUGUGGUAGAGUCUGUCGUUCGAUCCCUCCCACCGUCAAAAGUGUGAGUAACCACCUAGCUGUGAUCGUGUUCGUGUGGCGUAGGGUCGGACUGA
Molecule: messenger RNA, 271 nt
Organism: Microbotryum saponariae
Lineage: Eukaryota; Fungi; Basidiomycota; Microbotryomycetes; Microbotryales; Microbotryaceae
Source: the annotation of a GenBank genome assembly